AUGAACAAUGUUCAGAAGUAUGGAGUGAUGAAAUUCCUAGCUGAGAAACUAGUGGAGAACUUGGAUGAAAAUGUGUUGUACGUGUCAAAGAAAAAUGUGGAAUGGUGCAAUUCGAUCAUCAAGCAAGGCCAUGAAGAAUCCACCAAGCUUCUCAAAGGACUGACUGACUUGAUUGACAUGAUGCAAAAGGACCUCAAGUGUAUUGAUAUUCAACUCAUGAAGGAGGGCACCAAGGGAAAAGAAAGCCUGUGGCUAACGGAGUUUGAUGGCAGUUGUGCAGCGUCAGGUUCUGGUGCAGAGGUAGUGUUAAUACCACCUUCUGGCAACCCUAUUCCUUUUUCUUUUAAGCUAGAAUUUAAAAAUACCAAUAAUACAAAUGAGUAUGAGGCUUUAUUGCUAGGUUUAGCUGAAGCUAAGAGAUUGGGGAAUAGGGUUUGGGAUGAAAUCAAGGAUUUCGAUGCAUUUUCCAUUGAGGCAAUACCCAGGGAAUUGAACUCAAAAGCAUAUUCAUUAGCAGUCUCAACUUCAUUGCUAGUCCCACAUCCUGAAUUUGUUGAGGAUAUAUAUAGGGUAGAGUUGAUAUAUCGACCUAGUGUCCGAGACAACUCUGAUUCUUGGCAGGUAUUUGAGAAUGAUAAACAAAUAAAUAACUUUAUGCAAAGUGUAGACAUGUUUUUUGCCAUGUAUUUUGAAGGUUCAGAUGCAGAGUGCAAAGAAUUUUCCCUAGAACAAGCCAAGGAGUUGCCUGAUGGAAUCAUGCAGUUGAAAGAAAACAAGAUCCCUAAAGGGCUGGUUUCUUUGGAGCGUCUAUUUGAUCGUAAUGAUGCCUACAAGAAUAAUAAAGGUGAUGAUAAGUCGGUGUAUUGA
This is a messenger RNA of Cryptomeria japonica (Japanese cedar), 867 nucleotides long. RefSeq lists its product as uncharacterized. Gene Ontology annotation, molecular function: nucleic acid binding. Bases 1 to 867 code for a protein of 288 amino acids. Lineage: Eukaryota; Viridiplantae; Streptophyta; Pinopsida; Cupressales; Cupressaceae. The record is from RefSeq and is a predicted model, not a curated record. The transcript has 3 exons.